AUGCCGGUCUCGCAGACCGAACCACGAGUUCACGUCUUAGCGCCCAUGCUUCAUUCCUCGGAAGCACAGUGCCGGGAUGAUGACUGGACCGGUCUUCGGGAUCAAGCAGAAAGACGAAAGAGACAGAAUCGCCUCAACGUGAGAGCCUACAGAAAGCGAAAGGCCCUAGAAUCGCAUCAAAAUGAGCAGACGAAAACAUCAAUAGCCGAUGGGUCUCCUCACAAAGAAUCGUGGCCCGGCCUGUGCUCAGAAAGAAGUCUAGAAUUCAUACAUUGGGUCCCGCCGACGCAGUCUCCAGCUGAAGUGAGUCUGUUCGGAGGACCACACAACUGUUCGGAGACUACAUCCAACAGAGAUGGGCAGCGAAUAGAUCUGCCUGUCACUUCAAAGAGGGAUGUGAUGUGUGUACAGACACGGCUACCUCCACGUCACCCUAACAGUGGCAAGUCGCGAUUAGCAAAACACGUUCCGCCGUAUUUCCAGAAUCCCACUACAUGGUUCCCUCUGUACAAGGAUCACCUCAUUCCGCUGAUCUACUACAAUGUCUUCAGGGCCACGAUUACGAACAUUCACAUUCUCUCUCUGACGUCCCUGCUCGCGGGCCCAUGUGUACCAGACAUUCACACAACACCGCUGUUUCCGCCACCCUGUCAAGUGCCAGACACUUUAAUGCCUACUCCCACGCAAAGCUCGACCCCGCACGAAACCUGGAUUGACAUCUUCCCGUCGGGCUGUAUGCGCGAUAAUGCCAUUAAGUUUCGUGACCAGUAUAGCCAACAUGACUUGUGCAGCGAUCUCGUUGGCUGUCAAGAAGGCGACGUUUCCCUUGGCCAGCCAGGCAUCAUUGCUUGGUCGGAUCCUUGGCAUCCGGACGGUUGGGAGGUCACAGAAACGUUUAUAGAGAAAUGGAGCUUCCUGCUCAAGGGGUGCGAGGAUGUCAUGAGAGCGACCAACAAAUGGCGCUCCUUAAGAGGCGAGGAGCCGCUCGUUUGGGAGCUGGAAUGA
Molecule: messenger RNA, 1005 nt
Organism: Colletotrichum orchidophilum
Lineage: Eukaryota; Fungi; Ascomycota; Sordariomycetes; Glomerellales; Glomerellaceae
Exons: 2
Coding region: 1-1005 (334 amino acids)
Source: RefSeq, a predicted model, not a curated record